Prunus armeniaca (apricot) is the source of this 624-nucleotide messenger RNA. The record is from the annotation of a GenBank genome assembly. NCBI's taxonomy places the organism in Eukaryota, Viridiplantae, Streptophyta, Magnoliopsida, Rosales, Rosaceae.
AUGGGAGAUGACCAGUUUAAGCUCCCUCCUGGUUUUCGAUUUGACCCGACGGACGAAGAGCUUGUAGUUCAUUUCCUUCAACGUAAGGCAGCUCUCUUACCUUUCCAUCCGGACGUCAUUCCCGAUCUCCAUCUCUACCCAUACGAUCCAUGGGAACUAGAUGGUAAGGCUCUACGUGAGGGAAAUAAGUGGUACUUCUACAGCAGGAGGACGCAGAAUCGGGUUACAAGCAAUGGGUAUUGGAAGGCACUAGGCGUUGAGGAACCAGUGAUCACAAGAAGCUCUUGUAAUUCUACACACAAAGUUGGGAUGAAAAGAUAUUUGGCUUUUUACGUAGGAGAAGCUCCAAAUUCAGGCAUCAAAACUAAUUGGAUAAUGCAUGAGUAUCGUCUCUCUCCACUCUCAGCAGGAGAUGGACCUUCUUCUUCUUCCACCACAACAAGAUCAUCAUCCAAAAGAAGAGGGCAUCUCAAAACAGUUAAUAAUGAAUUUAGUGGAUACGUUCUCUGUCGAGUCUAUGAGCGUGAUGAAGAUUACGACGACGAUGAUGGGACAGAGCUUUCAUGCUUGGACGAGGUGUUCUUAUCUUUGGAUGACCUUGAUGAAAUAAGUUUGCCAAAUUAA